Messenger RNA from Brassica napus (rape), 619 nucleotides. Its product is annotated as general transcription factor 3C polypeptide 5-like. The transcript is spliced from 5 exons. Gene Ontology annotation, cellular component: transcription factor TFIIIC complex. The record is from RefSeq and is a predicted model, not a curated record. Lineage: Eukaryota; Viridiplantae; Streptophyta; Magnoliopsida; Brassicales; Brassicaceae. Gene Ontology annotation, biological process: transcription initiation at RNA polymerase III promoter. The coding region runs from base 84 to 545 and encodes 153 amino acids.
CAUUAUAUUGCAAAUCUCAAGGUUUUUGUAGCAUAGUUUAAAAAAUAAUUACUCUGUAAUAUUAUACAGGAAACGAUUAUCUUAUGGACAUGGCUGAUGAAGAUGUAAUGAUGUUAUUGCCACAGUUCUUUGCACCCAAAGAUAUGCCAGACAACUUGGUGCUGAAACUUCCAGGAACAUCGGGCCCGAAAAAGAAAGAAGAGGCACCAACUCAGAACCUUUGUGAGGACGAUAUUGGCCCAGUAUUUGCAAUUGAUUUCAGUGUCAAAGAGAUCCCAAAGGUAUUAAACUGGGAAGACUUCAUUGUUCCCAGCUCCGACCAAUGGCAAUGGCAAGUAGCAGUUUCUGCACUGUUUGACGAGCGACCUGUGUGGACAAGAGAUUCCAUAGUCCAACGACUACUUGAUAAAGGUCUUAAAUGCACACAUCACAUGCUAAACAGGUUUCUUCUUCGGUCUGCAUAUUAUUUCUCGGGUGGUCCAUUUCUUAGGUUCUGGAUUAAAAGAGGCUAUGAUCCACGGAAAGAUCCUGAGUCUCGUGUGUGAGUUGUCUCUUUCUAUAUGCAUUUCAUAUUUGCAAAUGAAUGGUCUGUGAUAUGGUAAUGUAGAAUUCUCAUUUU